AUGAUUUUGGAUACCUCCCUGAAUAUGGAGUUUCAAGUCACGGACAUUGCCAGGAUGAUUCUUUGGGACUGGGACUUAAAGCAGUGGUAUAAACCUCAUUAUCAGAAUGCUUGCAGUGGACCUGGAAUCGAUCUUUCUGUGUUAAAUGAAACCCGCACCGUGGUGUCUGACCUCCUGAAUGAGCCAGACCUCCCCCCUCAUGUGAUUUCAUCCCUUCGGAGCAUUAAUAGCUUGAUGAGUGCUUUCUCAGGAUCAUACAGGCAAAAAGUUAAUCCGUUUACACCAUUUCCGGGCUUUUAUCCAUGUCCAGAAAUGGAGGACUCAUCUGACAAAGCUGAUCGUAAGCCACACAAGGGACUAAAUAGCCGAAAUAGCUUACCAACUCCACAGUUAAGGCGGAGUUCAGGCACCUCAGGCUUUCCUCCCAUUGAACAGUCAUCCACUAGAUGGGAACGCAAUAAUGGCAAAAGACCACAUCAUGAAUAUAAUUCUUCAAGUCAAGGAUCCUAUCCAAAUGGGCCUCUCAACACAAACCUGUUGACAAUACCAAAACAAAGAUCAUCUUCAGUGACCUUGGCUCAUAAUAUAGGCCCAAAACGAGCUGGAACUUCCUCAAAUUUAAGUCAUGUGAGUUCACCUACUAAUGGAUUUAUAUCCAGUGGGUUCCACCGGUCACCGGUAGAAUUUCCUGAUACUGCAGACUUCCUUACUAAGCCAAGUGUUACUUUACAUAAACCUCUGGGAUGCACAUUUAGUUCUUCAGAUUUUCAGCAACCAUUUAGAACAUCAUAUUAUACAUGUAGUAGUUGUGGACGUCAGAUAUUCAAACCUGUUACAGCCUCAUUAUCUGAAUGUGCUUCAGAAUAUCAAAGCAGAAAAUCAGGUGAAGAUGGAAAUAAUGAAAUCCCAAAAGACCUUAUUCACCAUACAGAGAAACAACAGGAUGGAACAGGAGAAUUAGAAACUCAAAAUUGUCAAAUGGCCCAGACUGAAAACAAGCAACUUGAUUUAGAAGGAGAUCCUCCAUUGGACCUGAUGGUAACUGAAGACUAUGAUUCAUUAAUGGAAAAAAUGAACAACUGGAACUUCCAAAUAUUUGAUCUUGUUCAAAAAAUGGGGGAUAAAUCUGGAAGAAUCCUUAGUCAGGUUGCAUAUGCAUUGUUUCAAGACACUGGAUUAUUUGAAAUUUUCAAAAUUCCAACUUGGAAAUUCAUGAAGUACUUCCAGGCUCUAGAAAAUGGUUACCGAGACAUUCCCUAUCACAAUCGAGUACAUGCAACAGAUGUUCUUCAUGCUGUGUGGUAUCUCACAACACGGCCAAUUCCUGGAUUUCAGCAAAUGCAUUUUGAUCCUACAGCAGGACGUGACCUUGAUGCAGAUAGGCAACCCAGUCAAGUUGCUUAUAUUUCCUCUAAGAGCUGUAUUAUUGUUGAUGAAAGUUAUGGAUGUUUAGCCUCAAAUAUUCCAGCUUUAGAAUUAAUGGCUUUGUAUGUAGCAGCCACUAUGCAUGAUUAUGAUCAUCCUGGUCGUACAAAUGCUUUUCUGGUAGCUACAAAUGCUCCUCAGGCUGUGCUGUACAACGACAGAUCAGUUCUAGAAAACCAUCAUGCUGCUUCUGCAUGGAGUCUUUUCUUAUCUCUUCCAGAGUACAACUUUCUGCCUUGUCUGGAUCAUGUGCAAUUCAAACGAUUUCGAUUUUUAGUGAUCGAAGCAAUCCUUGCCACAGAUCUCAAAAAACAUUUUGACUUCCUUGCUGAAUUUAAUGCUAAGGUCAGUGAUGUAAACAAUCAUGGUAUUGAGUGGAACAAUGAAAGUGAUCGCCUGUUAGUGUGUCAGAUGUGCAUCAAACUGGCAGAUAUCAAUGGCCCAGCAAAAGCAAGAGAUUUGCACUUGAAAUGGACAGAAGGCAUUGUUAAUGAAUUUUAUGAACAGGGAGAUGAAGAAGCAAGUUUAGGGCUACCUAUUAGCCCUUUUAUGGACCGCCAUUCUCCUCAACUGGCAAAAUUGCAAGAAUCUUUUAUUACUCACAUUGUUGGUCCCUUAUGUAAUUCUUAUGAUGCAGCUGGCUUGCUCCCAGGCCAGUGGAUUGACAAAAAAGAAGAUAACAUGGAAAGCUCUGAAGAUUAUGAUAUAGAAGAAUUAGAUAGUGAAUAUGAUGAAAUGGACGAUAUUGGCACAAAGCCACAAAGAAAAAAUAGACAGCAAAUGUUCUGUCAGCUAAUGUACCAUUUGAAUGAAAAUCACAAAGUAUGGAAGAAAAUGACUGAAGAAGAAGAGCUAAAUAAAUCUGAAGAGAGUAAACAGUCAGAGAACACAUUGUUGGGCAAUACAGAUGAAAUUCAAGUUAUUGAGGAAGCAGAUGAAGAAGAGGAACGACAUCAAGAAGGAAAAACAGUAUGAGACCUUUUCAGAAUGGUAUAUAGGAGGGUUCCAGAAAGAAUAUGUUUUCAUAGUACUGACUGAAGACUAACACAGAUGAUAAAACUAACAAAGAUCUGAUUACUGUGAGCAGACAUUUAUUUCUCAGGCAGUAUUCCACUCCUAUGCACUUUUAUCAAAUAGAAUUCAAAAACUUUAUCCAGAAAUGUACUGAACAUUGCGUUUCACAAUACAAAGAC
Messenger RNA from Gekko japonicus, 2618 nucleotides. It is a transcript of the gene PDE3B, whose product is annotated as phosphodiesterase 3B. Gene Ontology annotation, biological process: signal transduction. The transcript is spliced from 16 exons. The record is from RefSeq and is a predicted model, not a curated record. NCBI's taxonomy places the organism in Eukaryota, Metazoa, Chordata, Lepidosauria, Squamata, Gekkonidae. Gene Ontology annotation, molecular function: 3',5'-cyclic-AMP phosphodiesterase activity; protein kinase B binding. Gene Ontology annotation, cellular component: membrane. The coding region runs from base 1 to 2400 and encodes 799 amino acids.